Messenger RNA from Esox lucius (northern pike), 4675 nucleotides. RefSeq names its product ral guanine nucleotide dissociation stimulator-like 1. Bases 1014 to 3248 code for a protein of 744 amino acids. Gene Ontology annotation, biological process: positive regulation of GTPase activity; Ras protein signal transduction. Gene Ontology annotation, molecular function: guanyl-nucleotide exchange factor activity. Gene Ontology annotation, cellular component: plasma membrane. The record is from RefSeq and is a predicted model, not a curated record. The transcript is spliced from 16 exons. NCBI's taxonomy places the organism in Eukaryota, Metazoa, Chordata, Actinopteri, Esociformes, Esocidae.
CUCGCCACCACAAACUGCUUGAACCCCUGUUCAUUGGCCAACAAGCUUUGAGAAUUCCGCUGUAGAAUUACAACCAUCAUUAUUAUCCACUGCUACAUGGCACCGGCCUCAGCUGAUUAAGGUCAAUUUUGUACUUCACCUCAGCCCUAUCAGAUCAAGCUGUCUCUCUGUCUUUAACUAUUACCCUCUGUUGUAGACUCCAUGUUAGCAGUGCAACUGAUUGCUCCUGUUAUGAAUGUCACCAGAAAGAUUUGCUGGGAUAUUUGCCAGCAGCUGAACAGACGCUGGUAUCGUUGCGCCCGUCGGAUUCCAAACACCCGUCUAGUUCCCACAUGCGCAUCAUAGACAGAUGACGCAAGCCCGUCUGCUCGUGUGGCAUGUCAUAUCACUCCCAUUUCUGUCCCAGUCACAACUCAGCCGUGCAGAACCACGGCUCCCCCGAGUAAAACAAUGAGAAUUUGCGCUUGUUCUGGUUAGAUGCUAACUGCAUUUCGUUGUACUGUACUCGUACAGUUCAAUGACAAUAAAGUCUAAUCUAAUAUACGAAACAUGCGCCCGACCACCAACUCGGCACCCCAAACCCCACGCACUCAGCCACACCCCUUUACUUGAGACUGCCUUCAGUGUUAUUGUAUAGGCGCCACCCACCGUAUAUAAACGUGGAGUUUCAGGUGAGACCGUAUAACACCGCUUGGAAGGACUUGUGAUGUUAUCCAUGGAGAUAGUGUUUCAUUGAUAUGGCUGUUAAGUCUACUGUUUUAAGAAGCUCUCGAAUAUGAUAUGGUGUCUGUAUGCGGACGUAAAAUGUGACGAAGAGCAGAUACAAAAAUAAACUAGGAUAUUUUAAUGAACACAGUUCAAGAAGAUAUGUUUCAUUAAAAAAGUUUUUUUAUAUCACCAUCCAUUCGUCAACUUAAACACCUUCGUGUGGAUGUGUAUUUUCCGCUUCAUAAUUGCUAAUCUCAACGAGAUGGAAUUCAUUACACCAUAAACCACAGACCGUGAUUGACGAGAUGGGCAAAUGGGAGAUAUCAAUGAACCCAGUGCAGGAAUGGGGCGAGGAGUUUGAAGAAGGGGCAUUGUAUGGGAUCACCCUUCACAGAGAGCCUAUACAGAUACCAACUGAUUCCACUGAGGCCCAGCCAUGUUUUUCCUUUGUCCAGUACCGGACCUGCAAAGUGCGCAGGCUGAAGGCAGCCACCCUGAAUAGGCUGGUGAACCACCUUCUGGAUCCCUGUGUCCAGGAGCCUGGCUACAGACAGAUCUUCCUUUCCACUUACCGGUCCUUUACUACUACCAGUGCUCUCAUAGAGCUGCUCUUCCAGAGGAACGAUGUGCCUUCAGAUGUGGACAACAGUGAAUGUUACAGGAGGCCUCUUUCGCCCCUGAUCCAGACCUGGCUGGAGGAGUACAGUGAGGACUUCCGGGAUCCCCCUCACUACACCUCCUUAAGGCUGCUGUUGGAUCACCUUCACCGUCACUCCUUCUGUUUACUGGCCCAGCGCUCGGAAACUCUGCUUAAGAAGUUCCAAAGGGAAAGCACUGAGAAGGUUCGGACGUUCCUCUUUACGUCACCAGAAAUGGACACUUGCGGCCCUUGCGCCCAGGCCGAAAAGAAUCAGGGAGAGGAAUGCUCUGGGAAGGAAGACCCAGAAUGGGACCAACCACCUGAUCAAGAUGACAUAAUGGACUUCUCAGUCACAGGCAUUGCAGAACAGCUCACACGAUUGGACGCUGAGCUGUUUGAGAAGGUGGUUCCCUUCCAGUGUUUGGGCUGUGUGUGGUCCCAGAGAGACAAGAAGGAGAACCUAUGUCCUACUGUUAGCGCCACCAUCGCCCAGUUUAACUCUGUCACCAACCGGGUCAUCACCUCCCUGCUCUGCUGGCCCACCUCCACCAACUCCAGCCCCACCUCUGUCCGCAGGGCCUCCAGCCCAGCUCAGAGAGCUCGUGUCAUUGAGAAGUGGAUUAGAGUGGCUCAGCAGGAAUGUCGGCAGCUGAAGAAUUUCUCGUCUUUGAGAGCCGUCCUGUCUGCUCUUCAAUCCAAUGCUAUAUACCGGCUUAGGAAGACCUGGGCUGCUGUGUGUAGGGACAGUAUGGCCAUUUUUGAUAACCUCUCUAAAACUUUCCCGGAUGAAAACAGAGAGAUCCUCGCGGAGGAUGGAAGCCAACCUGCCCCAGAUAACAUUUCUCCCAAGAUUUCCAAGCAAUGUCCUAUUUCCAGACAGAUGAGCAUCUCCAAUGGGACGGUCCCUUACCUGGGCACGUACCUGACCGUUCUCACCAUGCUGGACACUGCUCUGCCCGACACUGUGGAGGGUGACCUUAUAAACUUUGAAAAGAGGAGGAGGGAGUUUGAGAUUCUCUCCCAGAUCCAGCAGCUUCAAAUGUCCUGCUCCCAGUAUAAUCUGCCCCAUCACAUUAGGAUUCAUGCCUGGUUGCAGGGUCAGAAGCUGCUUACUGACCAAGAGAGCUAUGAACUGUCCAGAAACCUGGAGCCUCCAGUAGACCUCUCCUCCCCCAGUCCUUGGAGCCACCGGAAACUCAGCAGGAAACUCACCUCACUCCUAACUGGGGCAGAGGGAUCCAGCAGGAAUACCCACAUCGACCAGAUCAGUGUGUCGUCUUCAGGGUCCAGUGGCUCAGAGAUGGAAGAGCUCUCGUCCCCUCCCACCACGCUUGGAAUGCAGUCUCUGUCCAGUUCCUGUCAAAAUGUGUCUGACACAUUAUCCUGCCCCCCCGACGGCUCCAUCGCCUGCCCCCCAGACGGCUCCAUCGCCUGCCCCCCCGACGGCUCCAUCUCCUCCAGCUCUCAGACAGACACUGUUGCACUAGCUCCUGAGGCUGCCUGUCCUAAACCUACCUCGGUCUCCCAUCACAAGCGCUCAGUGUCGAUGACCUCCUUCCCCCUCUACAACAGGCAGGUGGCGGAUUCCUGCAUAGUCAGGGUCAGUGUGGAAGCUGGCAAUGGCAACAUGUACAAGAGCAUUCUGCUGACUAGUCAGGACAAAACUGCCCAGGUGAUCCAGAGGGCCCUGGAAAAACACAACCUGGAGCACAUGAGUUGCCAAGACUUCACCCUCAGGCAAGUGAUCUCCCAGGAAAGAGAGUUAAUCAUUCCAGACAAGGCAAAUGUCUUCUACGCCAUGUCUACAUCAGCAAACUAUGAUUUUGUUCUGCACCAGCGUCCAAAGAGUCAAAAGAAACCGCUGUGUGCAACCGCCAGCCUUGGACGCUAUUCAAAGUAGACUGCACUAUAUGGCAAGGAUGACGACUCCAACAGAACCAGGACUUGGCUCAAAUGUUGUUGUUUUUUGUUCAGUUUAGUAAACUCUCCGUUUUGAAAAGCAUGUUUAAAUGUCCUGCAAUGAACAGACGCCCUGUGUUGUUUUCAGUCGAAAAGGGUUGAGGGACGAUAGAAAGAGACUGGAAAGACACACACACCCAGACCACACUGUUUCCUGUCUCUUCCGAGUGACACCUGGAACAUCCCGUGGAAAACCCAGCGCGGGACUCGUAGAGAGAUUGCCUGCGGUCCCCACCAAACCCGUGAGUCUUGAAAGAGAACAGGGUCAACGGAACAGCAAAAGGGCACGUGUCACACACGGCCGCUGUUCCCACAAAGAGACCUGCCCCCCUGAGAAGUGGAUGGGAAUGUUCUGACCAGGAUCACUCUGCUGUCAUCAGCAUAUCAGCCGGUGAUAAUGAUCGGUGCCCUGAGGGGGAAAGGAGUGGCUGUCCUGACUGGCUGGGUUGCAUUCCUGACAGGCACCUACGGUCAGCUGUUGUACCCAGAGCCCUGACAUACCAUUUAGGGACACAGACCGUCUCUCGUGUAGGUCAUGGAGAGGUCGAUGAUAAUGAUGAUGCUGUGUGUUGUUAAAGGUUCUCCCUUGCAUUUCAGUGUUUGUACAUUUUCGGCUGUAGUUGUUCCCAAAGGAUAUAGGGUAGGGGACUAAUCUGUCUAUGUUCUGAACCUGACAAGGUUAUUUGAGUGUUUGAUAUCCCAGAUUGAAUAAGUCAUCACAGAUGUAAAGUUAUUUCCAUGUAUUUAAUUUGUAGUUUUUUUUUUAUUGUUCUAAGACUCUACAGCAGAUCCAUUCGUGUUUUUAAUUGUUAUGUGGACUAUAAUGCAAAUACAUAUUUUACAUUACAACACUGCACCAAAUUGGUUUUGCCAAAUUGAGAAAGAAAAUCCCCGCACUGAACAAGCCACUGUAAAUCUUAGAUGCUAGAAAUACCUCAGAGUCCUUUUGCCUGCCAAAGCAUUGACCUCAUCCAGGUGCAAGUGAGCUCCGGGUGAUGUACAUCGGGUGAUGUAGACUGUCUACUAUCUAACGACUUACAGCAAGUAAGAGUAUCUCUGUAAUUUGAUCUCUGAAUCCAGAUUGAGAUCUCCAAAUGAGCCGGUAUUUGUCUUCUCAGAAGAGGACUGUCUCUUUGGCUCCGUCAACACAGACAGCACAAUUCUUUUAUCCAUUCAUUGGUCUUGUGAGAGCUUUGACCUGAUUGGUCAAAAGACAAAGGUAAUACUAAAACCUUAAUGAAAACCUGACUGAUUCAAGCAACAGGACAUACAAAAGGCCGGCACUUUAAUUAUAAAAUGUAUUGUCUCAAAAACUCACUUUUCUGAUUAUGUGCAACAUCACAUAAAGCUCUGAACAGGUCAACACAA